Tilletiaria anomala UBC 951 is the source of this 3359-nucleotide messenger RNA. RefSeq lists its product as uncharacterized. Gene Ontology annotation, cellular component: eisosome filament; plasma membrane. Gene Ontology annotation, molecular function: lipid binding. Lineage: Eukaryota; Fungi; Basidiomycota; Exobasidiomycetes; Georgefischeriales; Tilletiariaceae. The coding region runs from base 274 to 3198 and encodes 974 amino acids. Gene Ontology annotation, biological process: negative regulation of protein kinase activity; eisosome assembly; endocytosis. The record is from RefSeq and is a predicted model, not a curated record. The transcript has 2 exons.
AUUGCCCUUCCUCCUACAUCCAGCUCGACUGAUACGCUCACAUUUGCAACUGCAGACGAUCAGUUGAGCGAACAGGCUGCAAGUGGACAGGACAUCGGCGCGACAGCAUCCACCUCUUGGCUCUGCGCUUGCCCCAUAACCCUUCAAGCAUUCUAGAGCGCUUCGAGCGUCCAACCCUCCUGCAACCCCCCCUUUCCUUGCUCCGGCUUCCUCUUCUCUCGCAAGAGGGGAGGAAACGAAGAAAAAAGAUUGGAAUCGCAAAACGGCGCCACCAUGUCGUUCCUCAAAAAAGCGCAGCAGCAGAUCGCGCACAACACCGUUGCGCCGUCGCUCAUGGGCAACUCAGACCUCAAGUCACUGCAGGCUGUCAUCACCUCCGAAAAGGAGUUCAUGAAGAACAACUCCAAGACUGGCGCUGACUUUGGCAAGAAUGUCGAGGCCAUCAAGAACUGGGGGAAUGAGCAGGGCGAAGACCUAAGGGACGUUCUAUCAAAAGUGUCAGUGCUGUGGGAAACCUAUCCGUCGUCGGUGCAACGCUUCAACUCGCACCUCUCCACGAUUCGCCUGCACUUCAAGGCGGUGCGCACGCGCGAAGAGAUGCUGGCCGAGCUCAAGUCGCGCAAGCGCUCCCUAGCGUCCAAGAUUGAGUCGGUCGAGAAGAAGCUGGCAAAGAUGUCGCCGGAGAACAAGGAGCUGAUGAAGACGACAUCAACGCUCAAGGAGCUGCGUAACGAGAUGAGAGGCCUUACGCAUGAGGUCGUCGUCGAAGAAGCUGGCCUCGAGGACUUUAAGCGGCGCAGCUUCAAAGAUGCUCUCGGCCUCAAGUGCAGCGCCGUGGUCGAGAUCGCCGAGAAGAUGAUCGUCAUGGCAGAGAUGGCUGGCGCGAUGCUCGAGGAGUUGGACCUCGAGCAGAGCGUGCCCGGGCAGCCGCGGAGAGUAUAUCAAGGCGAAUCCCGCACCGAGGGGAUUCUGCAGGAUGGCAUCCGCUGCCUUGCGGACGUCGCCUUCCGGCCGAUCAACUGCCCCACUACCGGUGGUCCCGGGGACGCAGCAGCAGCAGCAGCGAUAGGCCGACCAAGCCACCUGCAGCACCGGUUCAGCGCCAGCGAAGUCACGACGGGCCCGUACCCGUCCCUCACGUGUCCGCCGACCGGAGCUGCAGUCAGCGCUACUGGAGAUGCUGCGCACGAUGCGUACGACUAUGGCGGGACACUAGGAAGCAAGAACAACAAUAUCAACAAUAUCAACGGGUACGCGGACACCCAGUCCAAUUGGGAUCCACAGAUGAAUGCAUUUUUCGGCGUCGACCGCCCGGUGGACGAGUACAAACAGCAGCAGCAACAGGAAGCGAGCGCCAGUACGGUCCACGCGUCGCCAGCGACUUGGAAUGCAUCGUCAGGCGCAGGUCCAGGCCCGACAGCGCCUGCACAGCACUCGACUGCGGCGGCAGAUGCAAACGCUGCCGAUUGGGGGCGACAGGCCCUCGGUGCUAUCAGCGGUGCGGGCCAGGAUGCCCAAGAAGAGCGAUCGGUAUCUGCGCGGGUUGCCGAUCCGGCAACAGGCGUGGGCGCAGGUGCAGAUGCAGGCUCGACUGACGCGCACCUGACGCCUGAAACUGGAGCAUCUGCCGUGCUGGCGUCCUCCUCAUCCGCACAGCAGCAACCGGGCCACCAAGCGCCGAGCACAGCUGUAAACGACAGCCGCGACUCAAUGGAGGAGCUCAACAAGGACUACGGAAGGAUCACAACAGGCGGUGUUCCGAUCAUUGCAAACGACACGUCGUCUAGAUCGACUCCUGCGCCAUCGUACGACACGUCGACUGAUCCUGGUACUGCGCCCAAGCCCUUGUCGCAAGGGAACUCUGACUCCGCUCUGGCCGGCGGCGCAAGUGUUGCUGCGACCACCGCAACCACCGCAGCUGGUACCGCUGCGGCGUACGAGAGCGGUGUGCACUCAUUUGCGCCGCAGCCUCAAGGCGCAGCACGCUCAGCAUCUGCGCCACGGCCAGCCCAAAGCGACGAGGAAUCGCUGCACGAGUACUUCAAAUCCGUCGGCUCGACACGUGCGGCGCAGCAAGCUGUCCGUCGUCCCGGCUCUGCGCAAGGCGGUGCGACGUCUUCUGCGAUGCUAGCGCGCUACGGCGCCUACAUGGGUAGCUCUCCGCUCGCUGGUGCUGGUGCUGGCACUGGUGCGGCGGAUGCUUCCUACAACUCCAACCCAUCCGCCGUUUCAACCGCAGCAGCGGGCGCUGCCGCGCCAGGGACAAAUCACAGCAGCAACGGCGGCCCUACGCUGCCGCCGCCCGCGCCUUCCUCCGGCACAGCAACUUUCCCGGCUGAGGACACGAACAAUGUCAAGAAGGUCACCGCAAGCGCGUUCAGGAAGGGCUUCUCGCGCACCACGAGCAGUCAGGGUAACUUGAACUACACUCCCGGCACUGGUGGUGGCGCUGGAAGUCGGCCGGGCAGCGCGGCUGGGUUCCCAUCAGCCGAUGUCGUGCCUAACAACGCAAGCGCGACAGCAGUGUCCAACGUCGGCGUCGGUACGAUCGCCGUGCCACUCGGCAGUCAACAGCAGGUGGAAGGUGCAGGUACAGGCACGCUCUCCGCGCCGAACGCAGACACCUCCGGCAUGUCGACGAGCCAGAGCAGCGUCGCGCCACUGCACAUCAACAAGCGCGCCUCGCAGGAUAUGUCGCGAACCGAGACGAUCCUGUCACAAGCGAGCGGCAACACGGACGCUGCGCCACCUUACACUUCUGGCUUCACCGAAGCUGCGCAGCAAGGGCAGGGCCAAGCACAAGGUAGUAGAGCCGAUCAUCCGCACGCUCACAGUGUCUAUGGCGGCAUGGCGCCGCCGCCAGCUAGCCCAGGAGGCUAUGCCGACCCGAAUGCCCCAGGACCUGGACAGUACGGCGCACCUUCGCAGCAAUCGUACCAGCGCCCUUCUUCGCCAGCCGUAGCCCAAGGUGCAGUGGGCGGAUACCCUUUCGCUGCCAGCGCCGGAGCUGUUCCGGGAGGCGGAUACCCGGCUGUCGCACCAGGCCAGCCGGCGCAGCCUUACGGAUACGGCUACCCCGGCGCGCCGGUUCAGCCUGCCCAAGGCGGUGGAUACGGUGGUUAUGCGGAUCCAUACGCCACGUAUGGCCAGCAAGGAGCACAGCAAGGCCGCUAUUCGAGUCCUUAUGCUCAGCGGUAAUGCAAACGCAUGACUGGUUUAUUCAGGAGAAUGCAGCUAAUGACGCACCCUCGAGGAUAUUCUUAUCUUAUGAUGCAAGGCAGUGAGAUCUUUUCCGUCAGUGUUCCGCUAUUGGACUUAGCGGUAGCCUUCGACGGCAAUGUUACGUAGUGUAUUUCGCC